Anastrepha ludens (Mexican fruit fly) is the source of this 1634-nucleotide messenger RNA. Its product is annotated as pyruvate dehydrogenase E1 component subunit alpha, mitochondrial-like. Bases 76 to 1461 code for a protein of 461 amino acids. Gene Ontology annotation, cellular component: intracellular membrane-bounded organelle. The record is from RefSeq and is a predicted model, not a curated record. Gene Ontology annotation, biological process: pyruvate decarboxylation to acetyl-CoA. Gene Ontology annotation, molecular function: pyruvate dehydrogenase (acetyl-transferring) activity. NCBI's taxonomy places the organism in Eukaryota, Metazoa, Arthropoda, Insecta, Diptera, Tephritidae. The transcript is spliced from 6 exons.
UUCAAAACGGUUCAAUAUAUCAAGAAAAUUUAUUCAAAAUAUAUUAAAGCUUUAAUAAACGCUUCCAGUUGGAAAAUGUUAGCGACUGCAGUGCGUGCACAAAUCAGCGAAUCUUCGCUCGGACGUUGGCCGUAUAAUUCCCGACUUUUUCGUUGGCUUGUCAAAGAAUUUCCAAAGCAAACAACACAAAUCACCCACAACUAUGCCACCGAGGCGUCAAUAGAUUUAAAAAAUGCUUACAAAUGCAUACGUCUGGAAACAUCUCCCCCUGAUUCCAUUACUAUCGAUAAGGAACUGGUGCAAAAUAUGUAUAAAAAAAUGGUGAUGAUACGACGUUUGGAAACAGUUGCGAAUGCCAUGUACAAGGAAAAAAUUGUACGUGGCUUUUGUCAUCUCUACACCGGCCAGGAAGCCGUCUGUGUGGGCAUACAUUCUGCGAUGCGACCAACAGAUCAUCUCAUAACGGCUUAUCGUUGCCAUGGGUGGUGUUAUGUGAUGGGCAUCCCGCCACUGGGAAUACUCGGAGAACUGGCUGGGCGCGAGUGCGGUUGUCAGCGCGGUAAGGGCGGCUCUAUGCACAUGUACGCCAAGAGGUUCUAUGGCGGCAAUGGUAUCGUGGGCGCACAGGUACCUUUGGGCGCUGGCAUCGGUCUUGCACUUAAAAACGAAGCUAAGGGCAAUGUUUGUGUUGCGCUGUAUGGUGACGGAGCUGCCAAUCAGGGACAAAUAUUUGAAGCGUACAAUAUUGCAUGUCUAUGGAGGCUGCCAGUAAUUUUUGUUUGUGAAAAUAACGAAUAUGGCAUGGGCACUAAAAUGCAUCGCGCUUCCUGCUCCAUCGAAUAUUAUACGCGUGGUGUCCCACUACCUGGCAUCUAUGUCGAUGGCAUGGAUGCGCUCGCCAUUCGGAAUGCUACUCAAUUUGCCAUGGACUAUGUACAAAAAAACGGUCCAAUGAUUAUAGAAGCGCACUGUUAUAGAUAUUACGGUCAUUCAAUGUCAGAUCCAGGUACAAGUUAUCGAUCACGCGAGGAAGUGACAGAAAUGCGUGCCAAGCGCGAUCCGAUUUCAUUAUUGAAAGAGGUGGCCAUCUCAAACGGAUUUUUAACAGAGGAUGAGUGCAAAAAAAUAGAUGCUGACGCUAAAACAGAGCUCGAAGCAAUGGCCGAAAAGGUGAAAAAGGAUAAAGAAAUCAAAUUGGAGGAAUUGUGGGCGGAUGUAUACAUGGAGUGCAAAGAAGAAGGUGUACGCGAUACGAUCGGUGUACGACACAAGCAUUUCCGCGUCGGCAAAACUAUGGAGAAAGAUCACAUCAAGUUGAAGUCAUUCAAGCCUGAUACCAAAUUGGAACCACAGGGAAUACCGAUGGAAAUAAGAGAAUGGGAAGCACAAGUAGAAGCAAUAAAGGACGUGAGAAAUAAAGUAGCCAAAGAUGUAGAUAAGUCGAAGCCAGAGAAGAAAUAAAUGUUGUGUGAGAAGAUUGCGCGUUGGGAAUAAGGCAGAAAAAUUCGCGGACUUUAUUGAAGUGCCAGUCAUACAUGGAUAAAUUUAUAUUUGACAUAUUUUUCCAAAGAAUAAUGAUGUUUGAUGUUUGAAAAUGUACAAAUCUUUAGAAAUUAAAAUCAUAACAGGAUAAG